Fonsecaea monophora is the source of this 831-nucleotide messenger RNA. RefSeq lists its product as hypothetical. The transcript is spliced from 4 exons. The record is from RefSeq and is a predicted model, not a curated record. Bases 1 to 831 code for a protein of 276 amino acids. Gene Ontology annotation, molecular function: catalytic activity. NCBI's taxonomy places the organism in Eukaryota, Fungi, Ascomycota, Eurotiomycetes, Chaetothyriales, Herpotrichiellaceae.
AUGGCAGACUUUGGAAAACUCAUCAGGUUCAAAGAUGCAAAUGGUGACAUCUACCACGGCGAAGCGGAAGGGCUACCAGCAAUGACCAAGAGUGGGCUCAUCGGCUCUUCCGUGCCUGUCUAUUCGGGAGAGAGUCCAUGGGAUCCCGACUUCAAGCUUCUUCCGGAAACGAGAACAAUCGCUGAGUCGGGCGAGGUGGCUGACGAGUUGAAGAAACCAUUUACCCAGUACCCUCUGAUCUUCACCAAGCUCCCAGGAGCAAAAGCCGGGGCAUUCGACACAAUCUCAGUCCAUUCGGAAUGCAUAGAGCUAGAUUACGAGGUCGAAUUGACGGUUGUUAUUGGCAAAGACUGCAAGAACAUCACUGAAGAAGAAGAUCCGUUCGAUUAUGUCUUGGGCUACACGGUGGGUAACGACGUAUCUUCUAGAUACUGGCAGAAUGCCGCCCGUGGCAACGGUCAACCGGCGGUAGCAAAGUCCUUUGACAAAUUCGCCCCUCUUGGGCCGGUCAUUUCGUCAAAGAGAAUCAUUCCGGAUCCCACGCAGCUCAGGGUAAAGACGCGAGUCAACGGGGAGGAGAGACAGAACGCCACCACGGACGACUGGAUAUUUGAUCUUCCUCUUGUUCUUCGACAUAUCACCCGGGGUACAACGGUGCGCAAAGGGUCGGUCAUCAUGACUGGGACGCCCUCUGGUGUCGCUUUCUUCAUGAAGCCCCAAGCAUGGCUGAAAGAUGGAGACGUUCUGGAGACUGAGAUCCAAAACAUUGGUGUCUUGGAGAAUGUGAUAUCGUACGAGCGAGAGCCGGAUAAGAGACUUCAAUCGCCGUAG